This is a messenger RNA of Cynara cardunculus var. scolymus (artichoke), 1499 nucleotides long. RefSeq names its product rop guanine nucleotide exchange factor 12-like. Lineage: Eukaryota; Viridiplantae; Streptophyta; Magnoliopsida; Asterales; Asteraceae. The transcript is spliced from 7 exons. Bases 165 to 1403 code for a protein of 412 amino acids. The record is from RefSeq and is a predicted model, not a curated record. Gene Ontology annotation, molecular function: guanyl-nucleotide exchange factor activity.
UCCAUUUUCGUUUCUCGAAAAUCCCCACAUCAGAUAUCAAAUCCCGCCAAAACAAAUAUAAUUCGCUUUGAAGAAGAAGAAGAACAACAACAAAUCGCUCAAUCUCUUCACCACGUUGUCUUCAUCUUCAACGUUUAAAUUAAGCCUCCCUGCUCGAAUUCAAAAUGGUUCGAGCAGCGGAGGAAGAAGAAAUUGAGCAUUUGGAGUUAGGUGAUGAAGGCACGCAAAACGAUGAUAACAGAUGCUGCUCAGAUAUGGAGAUGAUGAAGGAGAAGUUCGCAAAGUUGCUUUUAGGUGAGGAUAUGUCUGGUGGAGGAAAAGGUGUUUCAUCAGCUAUGGCUUUAUCAAACGCCAUUACAAAUCUAGCAGCUUCUGUGUUUGGGGAACAAUCGCGAUUAGAGCCGAUGCCGGAGGAAAGAAAAGCAAGGUGGCGGAAAGAAAUCGAUUGGCUCUUAUCUGUUACUGAUCAUAUUGUUGAAUUUGUGCCUUCAAAACAGAACACUAAUGGUGUAGACAGGGAGGUUAUGGUUACUAGACAACGGAGCGACAUCCACAUGAAUAUUCCUGCAUUAAAGAAGCUCGAUGCGAUGCUCCUUGAAUGCCUAGAUAACUUUGCGGGUGACCAUGAGUUUACGUAUGCAUCUAAAGAUGACCAUAAAGCACGAAGCAUAAAAAAGAGGGAAGAGGAUAAAUGGUGGUUACCAACUCCAAAGGUUCCCCCGAAUGGUUUAUCUGAAGGUGCGAGAAAGUGGUUGCAGUUUCAAAAAGACUCGGUUCACCAAGUUCUCAAAGCGGCCCUGGCCAUUAACGCUCAGAUUCUAAUGGAGAUGGAGAUCCCGGAGAACUAUAUUGAAACCCUUCCAAAGAAUGGACGGGCGAGUCUGGGAGACUAUAUCUACAAGGCUAUUACUGUUGAGCACUUUGAUCCUGAUCUCUUCCUAUCAUCUAUGGAUUUGUCGACAGAACAUAAAAUUGUCGACCUCAAGAAUAGAAUCGAGGCGUCUGUGGUGAUAUGGAAGAGGAAGAUGUCUGCUAAAGAUGGAAGGUCCGGAUGGGGUUCGGGUGUGAGUUUGGAGAAGAGGGAGCAAUUUGGAGAUAGAGCAGAGACGAUCUUACUAAUACUUAAACAACGUUAUCCUGGGAUUCCUCAAUCUACACUAGAAAUCAGCAAAAUCGAACACAAUAGGGAUGUUGGACUUGCUAUUCUCGAGAGCUAUUCAAGAAUACUAGAAAGCUUGGCACACAAAGUGUUAUCACGUAUAGAAGAUGUACAACAUGUCGACGCUCUUGCACAAAAUCCAUCUUUAGGAAGUCUAAAGAGGAACUCUCUUAAAGAUUCGAUCAAGAUACAAGCAUCAGGUAAAUUCCCAUAUGCGGUAGAAGAGACUAUAAAAGCUCAAUGAUUCAGAUUAACAACUUAAUGAGCUUAAUGGGAUUCACAGCUUAUUACGUCAACUAUACAUGAUUGUUGGUUAGUGGCUUAAUAAUAUGAAAAGUGG